Messenger RNA from Durusdinium trenchii, 414 nucleotides. The record is from the annotation of a GenBank genome assembly. NCBI's taxonomy places the organism in Eukaryota, Dinophyceae, Suessiales, Symbiodiniaceae.
AUGGGCUAUAUAGGCAACAAUGAUGACCCAGUCCUGGGUGCUGAUGAUGAUUGGCUCAUCAUCCAUGUUCUCUAUCACGAGCUCCUCACCCUGAUCAUUUUCGAUAUCCUGCAAAACAAGGCGGUGAAGGUGCUGGAGCGCUGCGCGAAGUCGAGUGGCCUCCCUGUGAAAGGGCCAAAGAUCUCUCAUCCUCCUCUUGCCCCCUCGGACUUGGUGGAGCUCCACAUGCAAGUUGUGUGCCGCAGUGGUGUACACAAAGGCGGCCUAGUCCUUCAGGGGCGGGAUCCCGUGCGGAACAGAAAAUCUCUAGAUCUAAUUGCACCUGAUUCAAAUCAAUCAUGUACACGUUUGCACUGCAUAUGCGUCCAAGAUUCUUCUCUACUCAAGACUUGGGGCUGGUUCUCCUCGAAGUAG